Messenger RNA from Epinephelus lanceolatus (giant grouper), 3692 nucleotides. It is a transcript of the gene numb, whose product is annotated as NUMB endocytic adaptor protein. Gene Ontology annotation, biological process: positive regulation of neurogenesis. The record is from RefSeq and is a predicted model, not a curated record. NCBI's taxonomy places the organism in Eukaryota, Metazoa, Chordata, Actinopteri, Perciformes, Serranidae. Gene Ontology annotation, cellular component: cytoplasmic vesicle; cytoplasm; basolateral plasma membrane.
GCAGCCAUUCAGCGGCGGUGGCUGAAGCGAUUGGACUGCGAGCGUCUCUCCCGACACUUUCUGUGGAAUUUGAAUUAUUUCGGCACUGCACGGUUCGUGGUACACGGGGCGACGGCUUUAACGGGGCAUCUUCUGGGUCGCAGCGGUGAUCACAGGGAGCUCAGCGAUGAAUAAGCUACGGCAGAGCUUCCGCCGGAAGAAAGACGUCUACGUGCCGGAGUCGAGUCGGCCGCACCAGUGGCAGACAGACGAGGAGGCGGUCCGCAGCGGAAAAUGUAGCUUUGCAGUCAAGUACCUGGGACAUGUGGAGGUGGAGGAGUCCCGAGGCAUGCACAUCUGCGAGGAUGCAGUGAAGCGGCUGAAGACGGACAGGAAAUUCUUCAAAGGAUUCUUUGCAAAAGCUGGGAAGAAGCCAGUGCGCGCUGUGUUGUGGGUGUCGGCAGAUGGUCUUCGCGUCGUAGAUGACAAAACAAAGGACCUGAUUCUGGACCAGACAAUAGAGAAGGUGUCGUUCUGCGCGCCGGACCGUAACUUUGAGAGGGCGUUCUCCUACAUCUGCAGGGACGGUACCACGCGACGCUGGAUCUGCCAUUGUUUUAUGGCUAUUAAAGACUCAGGGGAGCGUCUCAGUCAUGCUGUAGGUUGUGCAUUUGCUGCCUGUCUGGAGCGAAAACAGAAACGGGAGAAGGAGUGUGGGGUCACAGCAACCUUUGACGCCAACAGAACCACUUUCACCCGUGAGGGCUCGUUUCGUGUUACUACGGCAACAGAGGCGGCAGAGCGGGAGGAAGUCAUGAGGCAGCUACAGGAUGCUAAAAACGCUGAGACAGAUGUGAAGACUGCUGGGAACUCAGCCACCAGCGUGACAAACUCCUCAGCACACCCGACGGGAGGCUCGCCAUCCCCGUCGUCCUCCCCUCCUCUCUCUGUGGCAAGCCUGGGACCCCAGGUGAUACCACGCAGACACGCACCGGCCGAGGUUCUCGCCAGGCAGGGCUCCUUCAGAGGCUUCCCGGCCCUCAGUCAGAAGACUUCUCCCUUCAAACGACAGAUGUCGCUGCGCAUGAACGAGCUGCCCUCCACCAUGCAGCGCAAGUCUGACUUCCCCAUGAAGAAUACAGUCCCUGAGGUAGAAGGAGAAAGUGACAGCAUCAGCUCGCUGUGCACUCAGAUCACCUCAGCGUUCAGUGGACCCCCAGAGGAUCCCUUCUCGUCAGCACCAAUGCCCAAACCAGCUUCAUCUCCACAGUCGCCUGUAGCACCAGUGAACGGCACAGCUCCUGCCUUCCCUGUUGCUGUUGCUGCUGCUGCUGCUGCUAACCCCCCAGUUCUGCCCCCCGCUCUGCCUGCCCGAGACACUAACCCCUGGGCUAAGACCCCAGCAGGGGCCCCGGCCUCAGCACAGCCAGGAAGUAACUGGUCAUCUCCGACUCCGGUGAUAGUGGUCCCCCCCACAUCCUCCCCGCCCACGUCCACCCACAAACGCACACCAUCAGAAGCAGACCGGUGGUUAGAAGAAGUCACAAAGUCUGUCCGAGGUCCUCAGCCUAAUCCAAUCAUGGCAGCAGCCUCGCCUCCCACCCAGCCGUUCCCUGCCCCUGUACCGAUGCCUGUGGCGUCUGUUCCCUCUGUUGCCCCGGUGGCCUUCAUGUCCCCUCUGCCCUCCGCUGUGCCCAUGUUGCCCCCUCGCCAGCCUGCCUUCCACGCUCAGGCUCCAGCCUCCUACCCGAUGCCCAAUGGGCUGCCGUUCCCUCAGCCCAGAGUGCCUGUGGUCGGCAUCACUCCUUCGCAGAUGGUGGCUAAUGUGUUUGGCUCAGCCACGCAACCCCAGCCGUUCCCCGUCCCAGCCUCCACAACACCCCAGCAUGAUGCCCAGGCUGUCGGCAACAUCAGCCCGUUCAUGAAACCCCCUCAAUCACACACAGUGCACCCUCCCCCCCUCCAGCCAUCCAAUGGUAGUGUGACCUUUAACGGGGCAGACAGCUGGGCUGCUCCGCCCCAACUCGCUCCAUCCUCCCCAGCCACCCAGCCGCCCCCACAGCCGCAGGAAGAUGCCUUUGAGGCCCAGUGGGCAGCCUUGGAGAGCCGCUCGCGCCAGCGCACCACACCCUCCCCGACAAAUCCCUUCUCUACUGAGCUGCACAAGACCUUUGAGAUCCAGCUCUGAAGACUGUGUGUGAGAUUAGAAAGUACUGGACAAUAAAGAGGCCAUUUUAGUUGGAGGAGCAGACGGAUGUUUGACUAAAGAAGAGAGGGGAAUCUCCUCCUGCCUCUCUUCAUCUUGGUUUCAGUGGACAAGCUCAGCAGGACCGAAGACAGCGGAGAGCAACGGGUGAAUCAACAGGGAGCAGAACUCUGCACAGCAGUGAGGGGAGGAAAAAACAAAACAGGUUGCUGUUAACAAGGGCGCAGCUCCCCAGGCAUUUCAUUAGCAUUGUCUGUAUUGUUUUGUUUGUGCUGUGCAGCGCAAGGUUGUCAUUACCCUGUGGAAUAUCUGUACCGAGCCACUCCCCCGUAAACCCCCUGCCACCCACACAGGUGAGGCGGCUCCCGUCCCCAGCUCACCUUUGCUCGGUCCAGCUCCCAGUGCUCACUGUUGACAGGACGAGACCUCCCUCCCUCACCUGGCAGAGGAACUGCAGCACUGAGAGAACUCAGCUUCCAGAUGAGAAGUUCUCAUUAAUAACUUCCCAAUCAGAAGAGUAAAGUGAGACAAUGCCAAAAUCUUUAUUUUUAUGCAUUAAGUAUAUUUUAAAUAGCUUUGGAAUCUAACAGAAGAGUUGUAAGUAAUCGUGCCAAAGGCACAGGCUAGCUACAAUGAGACGAGUUUAUGUUCGUGUAUACAAGAAAUGACCGUAUAUAUUAUACAUAAAUAUAUAUCUAUAAAGAAUCUAUACUGUACACACAGCUCACAGCAGUGCUAAUUUUUAAUGUGAUGUAAAGAGAUUUUGUGAAGGGACAGCUGCUUUACUUUUGUGUUAUUUUUGUUCUGUUUUAUUUUUGAAGAAAAAUCUCUUUAUUGCCGUCUGUUGCAUCCUGUGAUUGGAUGUGAAGCAUCUCACUGUAAAUAGGGUAUCAUUGCAGCAACAAUCAAUGUGGACCUAGCAAUGGUGGUGGUGCCCAACUGGUUGCCUCUCUUAACUGUGCUCAGUUUUUAAUAGUUUAGUACACAUCAGUACUUAACAUUUUACUUCUUCUGUCUUCGCUGUCAUUCUUUUUUUUUGUGUGUGGUAAUGAUUUUUUUUUUAUUUAACACAGUAGGAUGUGUCAUCUCCUGUUUCUCCACCUCUUACAUUAGUUUUUUUUAAAGUAGUUGAUUUCUAAAUUUUUAUUUUGCACAAGCACUAAAGUAGAUGAUUUGACCUCACAGGUGACCUUGAUCAACAUGGGUUUAGUCAGUUGUGGUGCUGCAGUAGCCGAGAAGCUGCGUGCUGACCUGCCCUGACCUCCGUUAGCCUGCUGUGACGGUCUGACGGUCAGCAGAAAACUACAGGGAGAUAUAAAAAAAACGGUUUCAUCUCUCACUGUCUGAUUUCUCUGUCAUGUUUUUAUUUUUUUAAAUCAAACCUGUGAAUAUGAUCUAUUAUCUGAUCUAUUUUUCCAUUUUGUAAUUAUUUCAUUACUUUAUUCCACUUCUUCGGAGAAAUAUUGAAGCUAAAAGAUUGAAUAAAUUGAUGGUGGUAAAGGAAAAA